CCUUUUGAUUUGACAGCCGUCCGGCUUCCUGAGAGUUGAUUGGUUGGCUGUCUUGGCAGGGCUCUGGGAAUCAUGGCGAGUGUACGGAGCCUGAAGGGCCUGGUCGGCAUUGUCACCGGAGGAGCGUCGGGUCUUGGCCGGGCCACGGUGGAGCGGUUGGUGCAUCAGGGAGCCAGCGCUGUCAUCCUGGAUUUGCCCACUUCGGACGGCAGCAACGUGGCCAAGUCCCUCGGAGACAAGUGUGCCUUCGCCCCCACUGAUGUGACCUCUGAGUCGGACGUGAACAGUGCGCUGGAACUGGCCCGCUCCAAGUUCGGCGGGGUGAACGUCGCGGUGAACUGCGCCGGGAUUGCCGUCGCCAUUAAGACCUUCAACAAGAGCAAGAUGAAGCCGCACAACCUGGAAGAGUUCCAAAAAGUCAUAAACGUGAACAUCGCGGGGACGUUCAACGUCAUUCGCCUGGCCACAGGAGAGAUGAUGAAGAACGAGCCAGACAAAGAUGGACACCGAGGGGUCAUCGUCAACACGGCCAGCAUCGCAGCUUUCGAUGGGCAGGUCGGGCAAGCGGCAUAUUCGGCCUCCAAAGGAGGGAUCGUAGGGAUGACGCUGCCCAUCGCUCGUGAUCUGGCUCCGCUCGGGAUCAGAGUCGUUACCAUCGCUCCUGGCUUGUUUGCCACGCCGCUCCUGAUGGGUCUUCCCGAGAAGGCCAGAGAGUUCCUGGCCAAGCAAGUCCCGUUCCCCAGCCGCCUGGGCGACCCCGACGAGUACGCCCACCUGGUCCAAUCCAUCGUGGAGAACCCCAUGCUGAACGGAGAGGUGAUCCGCCUGGACGGCGCCCUCCGUAUGCAGCCCUGAGGUGGGGGCGAUCGCAACACCCUCCGUCCGUCCAUGCCUUUUUGAAG
Molecule: messenger RNA, 902 nt
Organism: Nanorana parkeri
Lineage: Eukaryota; Metazoa; Chordata; Amphibia; Anura; Dicroglossidae
Gene: HSD17B10
Product: hydroxysteroid 17-beta dehydrogenase 10
Exons: 6
Coding region: 73-855 (260 amino acids)
Biological process (GO): androgen metabolic process; estrogen metabolic process; fatty acid metabolic process
Cellular component (GO): mitochondrion
Molecular function (GO): estradiol 17-beta-dehydrogenase [NAD(P)+] activity
Source: RefSeq, a predicted model, not a curated record